GUCAUCUUUGCGGUCACGCUAGCCAUCUUCUACUUUGACGAGAUCGUCGACAACUACUGGUUCAAGACGCACGGCAACUACGACCUGCAGGACUACGUCCCCGGCCUCAACACCUUCUCCGACGACGGGCAGCCGUGGGCCAUCCCGGUCCGCAUCUCGCUCAUCUUCUUCUUCUCGACGGCGGCCACGAUCUCCUUCUGCUCCUUCGCCCAAUGCGCAAACGAGCUCCUCUUCUCACCUCGCCCUCGCGGUGCCGCCGCAGGCUGCCUCAUCGACGCCCUCGGCCUCGGCGUCGUCGGGGCCGUGGCCGUCACCGGCGCGACGGGCCGCGGCGGCGUCGACUUUGCAGCCUAUUCGACCAAUGCCCGGGCGGUGACCGCGGAGGACAUGGACCCGCUCAUUGCGCUUAGCGCCAAGCCAUCCGACGUCGACCCGGAGAGCGGCGGCAUCGCCUACAAACGGCUCGAGCCCCCCCAGAGGCCGCGGCCAUCGAAGAAGCACGUCGAAUCAAUGCGCGGCGCCAAGUAG
Molecule: messenger RNA, 528 nt
Organism: Emiliania huxleyi CCMP1516
Lineage: Eukaryota; Haptophyta; Isochrysidales; Noelaerhabdaceae
Exons: 2
Source: RefSeq, a predicted model, not a curated record